GGGGAACUCUCUGGCAUUCAAAUUCAAACUCGACUCCACCACUACAAGAAAAAAAAAGAGGGAGAGAGAGAAACCAAAAAUAUAGUCUUUUUUUCACAGCUAUCAGUUUCUUUCACUAAGCUUUCUGAAACCGGAACCUCUGCAGAAUACUAAACACUCGGGCCUUACCUACAGACAUGGACAAAUGUAUGUAUGCUCUCAUUUUAUAGAACUUGAAAUUCUUUUUUUAAGGAAGGAGUCAACUUUGGCCUUGAGUAUUUGGCAUGGGUACAAAGGCUUAAAAAUGCAGAUGACCAGCUUAGCUACUGACCAUGCUGACCACUCUCUGGAAUCGGAAAAAAUUAAAGAAAAACAAUGAAUGGCUCUCUCUUAUAGAAUAUUCGAACAACGCACAAUUCCUGAGCACAUUUGACCAUUUAAUCUCUUCUAACUGGUCUGGAUUACAGACAGAAUCGAUACCAGACGAAAUGAAACAGCUUGUUGAGGAACAGGGAAAUAAGCUGCACUGGGCAGCUCUUCUGAUACUCAUGGUGAUAAUACCCACAAUUGGUGGAAACAUCCUCGUUAUUCUGGCUGUUGCACUGGAGAAAAAGUUACAGUAUGCUACCAAUUAUUUCCUAAUGUCCCUGGCAGUGGCUGAUUUGCUGGUUGGAUUGUUUGUGAUGCCGAUUGCCCUCUUGACAAUAAUGUUUGAGGCUAUGUGGCCCCUCCCACUCAUUCUAUGCCCUGCCUGGUUAUUUCUUGACGUUCUUUUUUCUACUGCAUCCAUCAUGCAUCUCUGCGCCAUUUCAGUGGAUCGUUACAUAGCCAUCAAAAAGCCAAUCCAGGCCAAUCAAUAUAACUCGCGAGCUACAGCAUUCAUCAAGAUUACAGUGGUGUGGUUAAUUUCAAUAGGCAUUGCCAUUCCAAUCCCUAUUAAAGGUAUAGACACUGAUGUGGGUAACCCAAACAACAUCACUUGUGGGCUGACAAAGGAUCGUUUUGGCAAUUUCAUGCUCUUUGGCUCACUGGCUUCCUUCUUUACACCUCUGGCGAUCAUGAUUGUCACCUACUUUCUCACUAUCCAUGCUUUACAGAAGAAAGCUUACUUGGUCAAAAACAAGCCACCUCAACGCCUAAUGUGGUUGACUGUGUCCACAGUCUUCCAAAGGGAUGAAACACCUUGCUCAACACCAGAAAAAGUGGCAAUGCUGGAUGGUUCUCACAAGGACAAAACCCUGCCUAAUGCAAGUGAUAACAUACUUAUGCGAAGAACGUCCACAGUAGGAAAAAAGUCAGUGCAUACCAUUUCCAAUGAACAGAGAGCCUCAAAGGUUCUAGGGAUUGUGUUUUUCCUCUUUUUGCUUAUGUGGUGCCCCUUUUUUAUUACAAAUAUAACUUUAGCUUUAUGUGAUUCCUGCAACCAGACUACUCUCAAAAUGCUCCUGGAGAUAUUUGUGUGGAUAGGCUAUGUUUCCUCAGGGGUGAAUCCUCUGGUCUACACCCUCUUCAACAAGACAUUUCGGGAUGCAUUUGGCCGGUACAUCACCUGCAAUUACUGGGCCACAAAAUCAGUAAAAACUCUCAGAAAAUGCUCCGGUAAUGUGUACUUCCAGAAUCCAAUGGCAGAGAACUCUAAAUAUUUCAUGAAACAUAGAAUGCGAAAUGGCAUUAAUCCUGCCAUGUACCAGAGUCCAAUGAGGCUCCGAAGUUCAACCAUUCAGUUUUCAUCAAUCAUUUUACUAGAUACACUUCUCACCGAAAAUGAAGGUGACAAAACUGAAGAGCAAAUCAGUUAUGUAUAGAGUAACGGCACAGUUUUUAUGUAACUAAUAUAAUGAUGAGUAAGAUAAAGAAGAUAUAAAUAUACCAAGAAUUACAUAAAGAAGAACUUUAUAUCAUGUAUCAAAAAUCAUCUCUUUAAAUUAAGAAUUAUGUAUUAAGAUUACCCAAUUUUAUUAGGGCAAAAUUAUUCUAACGAAAAAAAUCAUUUUUGUAUAGCUGCAAAUUAAAACAAUCCAGCACACUAGUUAAAUGCUAAGAUAGUCAAAUGAAAUAAAAUUAAAUAAAUCAAUAAACUUCGGGCUU
Delphinapterus leucas (beluga whale) is the source of this 2067-nucleotide messenger RNA. RefSeq names its product 5-hydroxytryptamine receptor 2B (gene HTR2B). Gene Ontology annotation, cellular component: dendrite; plasma membrane. Lineage: Eukaryota; Metazoa; Chordata; Mammalia; Artiodactyla; Monodontidae. Gene Ontology annotation, biological process: regulation of behavior; serotonin receptor signaling pathway; release of sequestered calcium ion into cytosol. Gene Ontology annotation, molecular function: G protein-coupled serotonin receptor activity; neurotransmitter receptor activity. The record is from RefSeq and is a predicted model, not a curated record.